This is a messenger RNA of Halichondria panicea, 7645 nucleotides long. RefSeq lists its product as uncharacterized. The record is from RefSeq and is a predicted model, not a curated record. The transcript is spliced from 43 exons. Gene Ontology annotation, biological process: transmembrane transport; potassium ion transport. Gene Ontology annotation, molecular function: protein-containing complex binding; voltage-gated potassium channel activity. Gene Ontology annotation, cellular component: membrane. The coding region runs from base 1092 to 7481 and encodes 2129 amino acids. Lineage: Eukaryota; Metazoa; Porifera; Demospongiae; Suberitida; Halichondriidae.
UGUGUGUCUGUUCCAGCUGUAACUGCUCAACGGUUGCAAUGCGACGAAAACUAACAGCUUCUAUAGGCUUCUAGCCACGUUCUCUUGGAUUUUGAUUCGUGGAUUAGCAAACUAAAGCUUCUUUCUCGAGUUAUGGCUAGUUUGACUCACAUUGAAGGCUGUUGCAGUCUCUUCAGAAUCUUUCAUAGCAUCAUCUGUCCGCACAAACUUUCUAUUCAACAUAUGAGUUAGCCUUGCACUAAAGCGCUAGCUUUUUGUUAGCUACAAGACUCAGAAAAUACCUGUUAAAACAGCUAGCUAGCAGUAGCCAUUUGUGAAAUUGAUCUCUUUGGACACACCCUUUAAUUAUUCCUAUGGAUGUAAUGCGCAUGCGCGCUCAUUCCCCAGAUCCAGAUCCUCCUGGCAGAAUCAUAUUUUUCUUGAGGGCCUGGUAAGCCACAAAACACUACUAUAGAUAACAAUAUGCAUGUACACAAGUCUUUUCUUCUUAAAUAUUAUAAUUAUACACUGCAUGAACUACAGAUCCAAUUUUCUUCUUUCUUGAGGUCCUGGUAUUAAAGCCACAUAAUACAACAAUAGAUGCAUGUAAUAAGUCUUUUCUUCUCAGUGACUUUAUAUAGAUAAGCUAACUUUAUGAAAUAAUUAUGCACUUCCGCUUAUAAUUAAUUGAAAACAAAAUCUUCUUCUUUGUUGCUUCCUAGAUCCUUGAGGUCCUGGUAUAAGCAGCCACAAAACACAACAAUGAUACCAUAAUUAUACAAUUGCAAGUCAGUUUUAGACAGAUUAUUUUAUACACUUUUUCCUCUUCUAUACUUUCUCUUCUAUACUUUUGAGCGAAAGCAAAUCAUGGCGAGAGGCAUUAGCACAGCGCCAGCUUGAACACUAGUUAUUAUCAGAUUGAUGUGUAGUCUACAAGUAAUUAACAUGUGUGUCCAUUGUACUGUAACAAGCUAUUAGACCAAUCAGAUUUAUAACUCUUACCUACUGACACCUGUCCCUCUAGUUCAGUUACUAAGACAACUAACUUGCUGUUUCUGAGCCAAGAUAAUAAUUAUGUAGCAGCUAGCUAGUCAGUGCUAGCUUGCGAAGUGAUGGAUAGUCGUAGAUCAAGUGCAGAAGACACCAAUGAAAUCGUGUGGAGCACAUUUAAACGAAUUGUUCUAUUCAUCUGGGAUGUGAUUGUGGUCGUUUCCACACUACCAUCAAUAUUUUUUGUCACUUUUCAAGCUUUCUACAAUGCUGGCAUUCAAUGGCAAUGGAUAAUUAUUUACAUUGCGGAUAUUGUGUAUAUUGUGUCCAUUGUCGUCACUUUCUUUCGGAGCUUCAUGAAAAAAGGAGUGAAAAUCACCAGCAAAAAGGAAAUAGCUCUCCACUACAUUCGUACCUCUCUCCUACCGGAUAUUGUUUCCGUUCUUCCACUAGAAUUGUUCUGUUUUGCAGCCAGUAAUGUUCUCUAUGCUGCUACACUGCUGAGGCUCAAUCGCUGCAUCAGAUGCUACAAACCCUGGGCCUUUCUAUCUAGCCGGGAGAAUCAGCCAGGUACGCGCACCAUGCUGCUGAUGACUCUUCGGUUCACCUAUCUUGCCAGUCUGUGUGCUCACAUUGUGGCUGGUGUGUGGUUCUCAGUGGCCUGUUACAGUGUGCAGUCGGACGCUGCCUACCAACUGGGAGCCAUCUGCAAACCCAACACUUGGAGCGUGGACUCAACAACCAAACACGGUAUCAGCUGGAACACUGCCUCUGAGUUUGAGAAGUACAUCAUUUCCCUGUACUGGUCUGUCACCACCAUUAGCAGUGUCGGCUAUGGAGACAUUGUGCCCGUGACUUCCCUAGAGAAAUGGAUAGCCACUGCGUGCAUGAUAUUGGGUGUGGUCUUGUUUGGCUACAUCCUGGGAGGACUAGCGUCUCUACUCACCAAUGCCGAUGCUCAAAGGUCAAGGUACAUCCAUCGUCUCAACACGAUCCGAGAUAAUCUGGACGAGACCAAGACCAGCCCCUUUCUCAAAAAGAAGGUCACUGAAUACUACGAAUAUCUGUGGCGGCGCAACAAAGGUAAUGCAGUAACUGAUCUCUUUGAUGAGCUCCCUCUGGUGCUCCAGGCUGAGCUCUCACUGGAAAGUUACAAGUCCAUGAUUGGGAAGUCCACCUUGUUCAAGGACGCACCUGAAGAGUUUAUGAGAAUGCUGUCACUGGUUGUCAAGCACACCCUCUAUCUACCACAACAGGUGAUCCUGAACAAGGGUGACAUGGGACACCACAUGUACUUUGUUCAGACAGGGGUGGUUGAGAUACUCCCUGAUGAGAAUGCUCCACCAGUAGCCGUCUUUAAAGAAGGAGACAUCUUUGGAGAGAGGAACCUGGUGUACAGUGUUCCCACAUGUGCUCUGGUGAGGGCAAGAACCCACUGCGAUAUACUCAAGCUGUCAAAGACUGAUGUACAGCAAGUUCUACAGCACUUCCCUGAAAUCAGUGACAAGAUGAAAGCUGAGAUCAAGCGUCGUUGUGAUACUGCCUUCUCCCCUGUAGAAGAGCAAAGGAGCGUGACUUCCCUAAUAUCCCUAGGCGUGGACAGUUGUUUCAGACUGAGACACGACAAUGGAGAACAAAGUUGCUUCGGCAAGAUUAAAAAGUGGUGGAUGUCACACCCUGUGAUGCCUGGGGCAACUUUCACCAUUGCCUGGGACAUUGUAGUUGUCAUAGUAACCAUCAUCAUCAGCUUGGUCUACUCCUAUCUGGCUGCAUUCACCCAUUUCAAGCCAUCAGUGAGCUACACAGCUGGUCCAGUGGUGGGGAGUGCCAUGCUUGCACUUACCUAUCUCCUUGACCUUGUGCUGGUGGCUGACAUUGUGGUCUCCACCAAGAGGGCAGUGCAGACACCAACAGAGGUAAUCAUAGACCAGAAGACAGCCUUCCUCUCUUACAUCAAGUCUCUUGGAUUUUAUCUUGACCUCCUCUCAGUGUUACCACUGGAGGUUUUCGCCCUUCUCUGGCUACCCAGUGGAGAACAGAUCAGAUAUGUGGCUGUGUUUAGGAUCAACAGAUUGCUCAAACUGUGGAAGGUGAUGAAGUUCUUCCAUCAGAUUGAGAGCUCUCUCUACAUCUCCAUCUCUCAAGCAAUGGUGAUCAAGUUCACAGUGUACAUCGUGACUGCCACUCACCUCAGCUCAUGCCUCUGGUUCAUCAGCGCAUGCUUCUAUCAGGAAAGUUGCACUAGUGGUAGUUGGGCCACCUCCAAUUCCAUCUCCCCCACAACCACGCCCCUACACGACUACCUCAUCUCUAUCUACUGGGCCGCAGCAACCACGACAACCGUUGGAUACGGAGACGUACGGGCUCACAAUGUCUCGGAGAUGAUACUUGCUCUGGUGGUUCAGAUGGUGGGUGUGCUACUGUAUGGCUACUUUCUGGGAGCCAUAGCAGCCGCCCUUACAAAUGUCGCCAGUCCAAGAGUGUCCUUCCAGGAGAAGAUCCAGGUUGUCCAUCAAUUCAUGUUUGACCACAAGCUGAGUCCAGGGCUCAUCACGAGGGUCAACCACUACUUCACUCUCCUCUGGGGACAAUACAAAGGCGAGACUGUCCCAGGAGGAGAGAGUCUCAUGCACGACAUGCCCCAGAGUGUGUGUGAGGAUGUGAGCAUGGAAGAAUGCUCCAUCCUACUCAACAACAUCCCAGUGUUCAAGCUUGCUGACCACAACUUCCUGCGUCAGGUCUCACUGGCCAUGUCUACCUACGUGUUUGCCCCCGGGGAUAUUGUACUCUAUAAUGGUGACAUGGGAAGAGAGAUGUACUGCGUGCAGAGGGGAUAUGUUGAGAUUCUUGCUGAAGAUCUCAGUCAAGUGGUAAAAGUCCUCGGUCCUGGCAGCUACUUUGGAGAGCUUGGUUUCCUAUUUGGUGGUGUCCCUCGCACUGCGACUGUGAGAGCAGCCACUCACUGCAAACUCAUGAUGCUCAACAGGAUUGAUGUGGACACCAUCCUACAAAACUUCCCUCUCAUUGAAAAACAGUUCAGGGAGCUGGCUGCAGACAAGGAACAUUUCCGGAUCACUCAAGAGGCUAUAGUGGAGGCCAGUACCAGAGCAAUGAGGAAUCCAAGGGUAUUUACCAAACCCUGUACCACGACAGCCCUCGCUGUAGCAAUGGCAACUCCUCUGUCUGUCAUUGUACGCUCCUCCUUAGCAGCCACCAUUGCAGCCUGUGUGGGAUGCAGGGAUUAUCAGAGCAAGCUGUCCGCUCCUAUCAGCAUUGGCGAGACGUUUGAAGGCACAGUGAUCAAGUAUGAUCGCAAAGAGUACAAUAGGCUCUUGCAUGCUGACCAGGAGUCCACUUCCCCGAAGUCCACUGUCAGACAAAGAGAGAGGGGACAGAAUCAGGUGAUCACCCUGUCUAGUAUCAGUGUGGUGGAGGAGGAGGUGGUGGAGGAGGAGCACAGGGAACCUGGUUGUCCACACAGAUGUGCUGGCUGUUUUGAAAAGAUCUUCUCCUUCUUUCUGCUACCGUACACUGUGAUACCUACGACUCGUUUUGGUCAAGUUUGGGAGAGUCUUGGUUUCGUGUUUGCUCUAGUGUCAGUGAUCACAGUCUCCAUUCAAGCUGCCUUCUUGCACCGUGAAGCUGCUUUUUGGGCCAUUAACUACCUCUUGGACAUCUUCUUCUAUGCAGACAUGAUAUUGAAGCUGCACACAGCCUACUACACUAAUGAGGGUGUGCUCAUCACACAACCUAUCACUUGUGCACUGCACUACAUCAGGACUAACUUCUUUCUGGAUAUCAUCAGUUCCUUCCCCAUUGACAUCAUCGUACUGAUGGCAUGGUCCAGUAACAUACAGGAUGUGCUCCGUGUGCUGUCUCUGUCCAGGCUCAACAGGCUGAUACGCAUCUACAAAUUACCUAUCGCCUUCAAUUUUCUGGAUAAUCAAAUCUCAAGAUCCACUGAAAUCAUUACACAGCUAAAGUUUGCCGUGUACAUGACUGUGUGUACCCACUGGGCCGCGUGUGGGUGGUUCUUGGUGGCUUGUUCUUCGUUCUUUAUCGGUGCCUCUGAUUCUCACGUCUGCAGUGUGGGCAGCUGGGCCCAUCAUCUGGGGACAACCACUAACCACAGUGGUCUCCCCUACCAAUACGUGGUCUCCCUCUACUGGGCUGCGGCCACGACCACCACCGUCGGCUAUGGAGAUAUCUCAGCACGCACUGACCUAGAGAGAAUCUACGCCAUCUUUAUCAUGAUUGUGGGGGUGCUUGCCUAUGGUUACAUUAUCGCCAGUGUGGCUGCUGGUCUGACCAAUGCUGACUCUGGUAGGGCUCAGUAUCAAGAGAAACUUAAUGCUGUCAAGUCUUAUAUGAGUGACCAAGGAUUAGACUCUUCCAUUACCAAGAGAGUUACGAACUACUAUGAGUACAUCUGGCAGAGGAACAAGGGAGUUAGUUUUAGCUCACUGUUCCAAGGCAUACCCAAGUCCCUGCAGGCUGACAUUUCACUCAGUCUCUACAAGAACAUCCUCGACCAGGUGCCCCUGUUCCAGAACACUGAGAUAGGGUUCACGAAGCUCUUGGCACUCUCCAUUCAACCAGCACUGUUCUUGAGGAAUGAAUACAUCGUAAGGAAGGGAGACAUUGGCAGUGAAAUGUUUUUUAUCAACCGAGGUACAGUGGACGUGGUGAGUGAGGAUGGGACGGUGGUGUUUGCCUCCAUGGGAGAGGGACAGUUCUUUGGGGAGAUCAGUCUCGUCUUCAGCUGUCCCAGAACUGCCUCCAUCAGGGCUGGUACCAACUGUGACGUCUUUGUACUGACCAAGUCGGACCUGGACAAUGCUCUCCAGUACUACCCUCACAUUGCCGACCAUAUCCAGGAGGUGGCCAACAACAGAGCCAACCUCAUCAUGAAGAGGAGUCAGAUUGCAAAGAUGGCUGCUGCUGAGGGCAGUGGUGCGGUGAAGAAGGCUGCCAAGGGGACCAAGGACAAGGAAGUGGAACCAUCAGUCGGAAGUGCGGGGGAGAGCACCACUUCCCACGGAGAUAUAUCUGUGGAGGAAAUAGAAGAGGAAGAAGCUGAGCCUCCCCAGCCCUCAUGCAUUGUGACGUUCUGUAAGCCUCUCCUCAAGACACUACUCAUAUUCAUCCUUCCUGGGGACGGACUGUUUGGAACCAUCUUCCACUUACUCGGCUGUAUCCUCUCAUAUUGCAGCUUCUUCAUCAUCAGCUAUCAGGCUGCUUUCCAGAGCAAUGAGUUAGGUCUGUGGAUCAUCAAUUACAUGUUUGAAGUUUAUUUCCUUGUUGAGAUCUUCCUCAAGUUCCACAUCUCUUACAAGGACUCCAACUCAAACACUGUCUCAGACCUCAAGUCCAUCGCCCUCCGCUACCUCAAGGAUCCCAGGGGCUUUCUUCUAGACUUUGCCGCCAUUCUGCCCUAUGAGCUGAUUGGUGUCUUCAUCCCCGACCCCUCCACACACCUAAUUGCAGUCCUCUACCUGAGAACACCACACAUCAUGCGAGUGAUCCGUAUUCAGUGGUUCUUCUCAGCAGAGGAGAAGAAACUUAACCAAAGGACUCUUCUGCUGAGGGUGCUCAAGUUCAUUGCAUUGAUCACUCUCUGCACACACUUUGUUGCCUGCGUCUGGUUUGUUUUGGGCUGUCCAGCCGGGACCUGUCAACCCAAUACGUGGGCUGGGGCCACCUCCAUGGACCUGGCUGCAGACAAAUACUGCAACUCCCUCUACUGGGCAGUGACUACUAUGACCACCACAGGAUAUGGAGACUUUCUGGCCACUAAUGCUCUGGAGAUGAUCUAUGCCAGCAUGGUGAUGGUGUUAGGCAAGCUGUUGUUUGGGUUCAUCUUGGGUUCCAUUGUCUCCACCCUGGCCAACUUGGACACUCAGAGGGUGCUCUAUGGGGAGAAACUGACUGCACUGAAGGACUAUAUGAAGGAGCAGCACUUGUCCUCAGUGAUGCAUCGCCGAGUACUCAGAUUCUUUGACUACUUGUGGGCUCGGAACAAGGGCGCGGACCAACGAACCCUCCUCUCUGAUAUGCCCUACUGUAUGCAGGCUGAAGUCUCCCUAGCCAUCACAGAAUUUCUGCUUAAGACUGAACCAUUAUUUGCCGAUGCUGACGAUGCGUUCCUUCGUCACCUGGCCCUGAUCAUAAAGCCAUGCAUCUUCCUGCCUGGAGAGUUCAUAGUACACAAGGGGGACGUCGGUCUCAGCAUGUUCCUGCUAUUUCAUGGACAGGUUGAGGUGAUAGACGUGGCGGACCCUGAUCAAGUGAAGGAGGUCCUCACUGAGGGAGGCAGCUUCGGUCAGGAGAGCCUCCUCUACAACAUUCCCAUGGAGUCAUCUGUUAGAGCUAUCACACACCUCGAAAUAUUCACGAUUGGACAGGCCGACUUUGAACAUGUCUUAAAUGACCAUCAGAACAUGAAGAACAUGAUUAAUGAAGUGGCUCAGAGGGUGUACAGCAAGCCCAUUGAUUUGGGCAACACUCGAUAGAGAGAGGGAACUUUGAACAUGCAAUCACUCUUUGAGUGUACCAUGCCACCUCCACUGUAUUACUUAUCCUUAUAAUUAAAUACUCUAUACCCAACCUAGCUGUAUAUAGUGUGCAUAUUAUCGAUCAACACUUCCAUCAUUAUUAAGUUUCUUUGUUCAAAGUC